CUGGUACUGACGAUGUGAAACUGCAGACGGUUAAUAUCAACACAAAUGACGUGGACUUACUCGACACAAUUGGAUAUCAAGACAGCGUCAAGGGUGGCGAGCCGCUGAAUCCAAUGGCCAGACUGCAUAAAGUGUUCAAGGAUGGAUUGGAAGAUGAACAUCUUCAUAUUGUUAUGGUGUAUUAUUGAAAGUGUAACAAAUGUAUCGAUGUAACUAAGCUUUGUCUCGACUCUCAACCCAUCACUAGCAUGUCACCACGGACAUCUCUAGCUCACAUUUCUGCGUACAAACGUUUUAUCCACACGUCUAGGCCAUCGUUCAACUUUAUCGGGCUUCCAGAUCCAACUUCCAACCUCCGUCCUAUCAUAUACACCACUGCCACCUCUUCGUCCUCCCCUUCUGAGUCUAAACAGCACCCAUACUCCCUCAGAGAAUUCUCAGACGAUACAGUAGACCACGAACUACAGUGGAAACUUCAUCGAGAACAGCUCGACGGGUUCAACCACGCAUACUGGGCAGAAAGUAACACCCGCUUCGAAGCUGCCAAAUCCUCAGUCCUCGCUGCCCUCCCACCCCAUGCACCUACAGAAGCACACGAGCACGCCUUGUCUGACUUUUACAAGAAGUGGGUGGUCCAGGAAUGGGCGCGCCAGGACGAGUAUGCCGCGGAGCUCAGGAAACGGACACUCGAGGAUCUCUCGCUCUCUGCUAAAGUUGAGUUUCAGAGGGUAAAAAAGAGGUUGGCAAGCUGGAGGUUUCUAUAAUUUAUAUAGAUUUUGCAACUGCAGGAUUCGUACGACACUACUCUAUCCCUCUCUUGCGUACCCCAGAUCCAGCAUCACCAGCUCCCUAACACGAUGAUACACGUCUUCCAGUCUCAGUCCUUCGACUCCUGAGCUCUCGGCUCUGUAAUCUCUCGCCAAGUCACCC
Suillus fuscotomentosus is the source of this 930-nucleotide messenger RNA. RefSeq lists its product as uncharacterized. Lineage: Eukaryota; Fungi; Basidiomycota; Agaricomycetes; Boletales; Suillaceae. The record is from RefSeq and is a predicted model, not a curated record. The coding region runs from base 249 to 764 and encodes 171 amino acids. The transcript has 2 exons. Gene Ontology annotation, biological process: intrinsic apoptotic signaling pathway. Gene Ontology annotation, cellular component: mitochondrion.